AUGUUCGACCAGGAAGACGACGCGUCGUGUCGCGAAAAGUGCUUCACGACCAUCACCCGCUUGCCGGCGUUCAUCGACCCAAAGCAAAUUCCAAGCAAAAGGGCGCCUUUUUCUACAAUUCAGAACCAUGCAUUCGCACACUCGGUUGAGGCUAUCAUGCCGAAGGGGGUCUACUCGAAGAUCGAGUCCUCGUUGAAAACCAAGCUGCAGAAACCUCAAUAUGCACGAGUGUUCAUGGCCCCUUCUGCUCUACUCGAGCAUGCUUUCUUCAAUACCUAUAUCAAGUCAGGAAAUAUUCUGAUGAUAUCCGAAGGCCGUUCGGGAUCUGAUAAUGUGUUCACGCUCCGAGACGGAGUUCUCCGAAUGGAGCUUGGAAAGGAAAUCUAUGAACGAACAGGUCUCACUGGCAAACCUUUCCGCAGCGGCGGCAGGAAACACGCAAAAGAAAGAUUCUUGGUCGAGCUGAACUUUCGACUGCCCUCAAUGCUACAUGGCAAGAAAGGCUUUGAAAGGAUCGUUUGGGCCUUUGCCAACGUUCUGACUCAGUCGGUGGCAUGGCUCUUUUAUGAUCUACAGAGUACCCCUGGCACGGACCAAACCACGAGACCAAUCCAUAAGCUUCGUCCUCAAAUGAUGACGUGUGAGCCAUCGGAGUCUGAGCACCGACAGAUCCUCACUCCGUCACCUAGCGCAAUCGCGCAAGACAUCGAUAAUACGCCGGAAGGCGGACUGCAGGAGCAACUGGGUUCUCUCCUGGAAUGGAUUGCCAUGGUUCAGAUAAACUCACCCCGUGUGUCUGGGGAAGAUGACGUCGAUCCGUACCUGAGCCGUUACUCUGUUCCAGAGAACUGUGAACCUUGCAGCCUAAUCAGCGUCAAAUGGCACGGCUUUAUCUCAUCACGCUGGGUUAUGGAACUGUUCUUAGCUCUACGCCACCAUACUCAAGACGAAUCUUGGUUCUCUCUUGCGGUAUCAACGCUUGGAAAAGAAGCUGUGGAGGGCAGAGACGGGUUCACUUUGAUGGUUCUACCGGAAGAAAACGGGUUGGCCGUCUUGUGGGAAUUGGUGGGAGCAUCCGUGACCGAAAACUGA
Messenger RNA from Penicillium antarcticum, 1092 nucleotides. RefSeq names its product ribonuclease P protein subunit p40. Gene Ontology annotation, biological process: tRNA 5'-leader removal; tRNA 3'-end processing; endonucleolytic cleavage in ITS1 to separate SSU-rRNA from 5.8S rRNA and LSU-rRNA from tricistronic rRNA transcript (SSU-rRNA, 5.8S rRNA, LSU-rRNA). Gene Ontology annotation, cellular component: multimeric ribonuclease P complex; ribonuclease MRP complex. Lineage: Eukaryota; Fungi; Ascomycota; Eurotiomycetes; Eurotiales; Aspergillaceae. Gene Ontology annotation, molecular function: ribonuclease P activity; ribonuclease MRP activity. The record is from RefSeq and is a predicted model, not a curated record. The transcript has 7 exons. Bases 1 to 1092 code for a protein of 363 amino acids.